AUCGGAUGAUUGACAUUCUGGCGUUAUGUAUCUGCACACCUUGUUGAAGAGGCUGUGAAUACAUAUGAGCGAAUGGAACAGUUUAAUUUGAAGGAUGAAACUUCGUUUUCGAAUUUAAUUGACGCAUUGUGCGAGUACAAGCAUGUAAUUGAAGCCGAAGAGUUGUGCUUUGGAAAGAACAAUAAUAAGACCAAGGAUUUGGUUUUUGUUCUGAAUACCAAAAUCUAUAAUAUGAUUCUUCGCGGGUGGUUUAAAAUGGGCUGGUGGAGUAAGUGUAGAGAGUUUUGGGAGGAGAUGGAUAAAAUGUGUGUCUAUAAAGAUUUGCAUUCGUAUUCGAUAUAUAUGGAUAUACAAUGCAAGAGUGGGAAGCCAUGGAAAGCUGUGAAAUUGUAUAAGGAGAUGAAGAAGAAAGGGAUUAAAUUGGAUGUGGUGGCAUACAACACAGUUAUCCGUGCUAUUGGGAUUUCCGAAGGUGUUGAUAUGGCAGUUAGUCUAUAUCGAGAGAUGGUGGAAUUGGGUUGUGAACCCAAUGUUGCAACAUAUAAUACAAUUGUGAAGCUUUUGUGCGAUAAUUGGAGGUACAAAGAAGCAUAUAAAAUUCUUGGUCAGAUGUCUAUGAAGGGUUGCGAGCCGAAUGCGAUUACCUAUAAUUGCAUUUUUGGGAGCCUUGAACAGCCUAAGGAGAUCCUUAAGCUGUUUGAUCGAAUGAUUGAAAGUGGAGUUCGUCCAAGGAUGGACACAUAUGUAAUGCUUAUGAGGAAAUUUGGGAGAUGGGGUUUUCUUCGACCAGUGUUUAUUGUUUGGAAGAAGAUGGAAGAGCAUGGUUUGAGUCCGGAUGAGUUUGCAUAUAAUGCUUUGAUUGAUGCUCUGGUGCAGAAGGGUAUGGUUGAUAUGGCUCGGAAGUAUGACGAAGAGAUGUUAGCCAGAGGACUUUCAGCUAAGCCAAGGGUAGAGUUGGGGCCCAAGGUAGUGACUAGAGGACCUGAAAAUGGUUGAUUAUGUGCAGGUUUAUUCGAGGAUGCAU
Messenger RNA from Ilex paraguariensis (yerba mate), 1024 nucleotides. Lineage: Eukaryota; Viridiplantae; Streptophyta; Magnoliopsida; Aquifoliales; Aquifoliaceae. The record is from the annotation of a GenBank genome assembly.